UUUAAAACUUAACGGGGGAAGAAUGUGACGACGCUCACAGAUUUGUCCCGUCGGCUUCUCAUUCAGCCUCCAGCAUGGAGCCGGACUGCACAGAGCGAUGCGGAAUACGAAGAUAAACGCAACGGUUACUUGUAUGAAGACUUCAUGAAGCUAAAACCAUGGGAUUACAAACGAAGUGGUUAUGGUUGAGUUUUUUUCUCCAAGUAACUUUAUGUGGAUGUUUUGAUUUACACAUCUCAGAGACUUUACAAGCGGGGACCUUGGUGGCUAAUUUAUCUCUUGGACCUGGAUGGAGUUACAAAAUUGUCAGAACAUUGACUCCGAGAUAUGUUUCGAACUUUUUGAAAUUAGGGCGAAAUGAUGGAAUAUUAACUCUUUCGAAAAAAGUUGCUUGUGCGCGCUUGCAGAAGAACCCAGCGCCUUUGUAUUUUCAGAUCACUUCUUUGACAUCUGAAAACUUCGUGUUAACCCACUUCAAUGCGUAUGUGCAUGGACAGGAUUGUUUUAUCAAGUAUAAAAGAAAGAACCUGACGCCUGACGCGUUUAUGUCUUUCGGAUUGGAAGGAUGGACUUCCCCAUGCUUUACAAUAAGUGAUUUGCUUUUGGAUAUAAGCAAACAUGUUCCUGUGGCUAAUCGAGGCUUUCACUCACAUCAUUCUGUAUGUUUGGAAAAAAACGUAAAACCCAUCAAUAAAGUAAGCAGUGGACAUGAUAGCGGGGAUAUCUGUGUCCAUAAUAAGGAGCGUAGAGAAUUGGACCUUUUCUGUAACGUGCGUAACUCCAUGAACACUGAGUUUUUCGUGCGUUUAAAAUUAAGACUUCGAUCUAAACCGAAGCAUGGAUUGUUUAUGGACGCUGCUCAGGAAGAUCUAUGGACCAAACGUAAGAAGAGAAAUGUGAACACUGCUCCACAGUUUCAACUGCCGAACUACCAGGUGUCUGUCCCGGAGAACGAACCAUCGGGAACGCGUGUGAUAACUUUGAAAGCACUAGAUACAGAUGAUGGAGAUGCGGGGAAAGUUGACUAUGAUAUGGAGGCCCUUUUUUACAGUAGGUCUAAUGACUACUUUCAAAUUAACACUGAGACCGGUAGUGUGACAACUUUGCAACCCCUGGACCGAGAGGUAAAAGAUACACAUGUUUUCAAAGUCACUGCAACUGAUUCUGGUGUUCCCAAAAGAUCCGCCACUGCCUAUCUGACUAUCACAGUUAGCGAUACGAACGAUCAUAGUCCUGUGUUUGAACAGUCCGAGUACAGGGUCAGCAUCCGUGAAAAUGUUGAGGUGGGGUUUGAGGUCAUGACAAUUAGGGCAACAGAUGGUGACGCGCCGUCAAACGCGAAUAUGGUUUAUAAGAUUGUGAACGAGGAAAGCUUGGGGGGAGGAUUUGAAAUCGAUCCCAGGAAUGGACUGGUUAAAACAACAAUUCGUCCAGAUCGAGAAAUCAUGUCCCAGUAUAAGCUAAUAGUCGUGGCAAAUGACCAGGGAAGAGACCCGGGACCGCGGAGUGCCACAGCCACAGUGCACAUCACGGUGGAGGACGAGAAUGACAACUAUCCCCAGUUCACUGAGAAACGCUAUGUUGUACACGUGCAAGAAAACAUACCGGUGAACUCCCAAGUGGCUCUUGUGAAAGCCACCGACAAUGAUAAAGGAAAUAAUGCUAAAGUGCACUACAGCAUCAUCAGUGGCAACGUGAGGGGACAGUUUUACAUCCACUCUCCAACAGGGGCCAUAGAUGUGACUAGUGCUCUGGAUUACGAGACCAUGAGAGAGUAUACCUUACGCGUAAAGGCACAAGACGGGGGGCGGCCACCACUUAUUAACAGCACCGGUCUGGUUGUGGUUCAAGUGGUGGAUGUCAAUGAUAAUGCUCCCAUGUUUGUGAGUACACCAUUCCAAGCUUCUGUUUUAGAGAAUGUGGCCAUUGGCUACUCUGUGAUUCACAUUCAGGCCAUUGAUGGAGACUCAGGGAGUAAUGCCCAUCUGGAGUACAGACUGACCGACAUGCAGCCCGGCUUCCCGUUCACCAUCAACAACAGCACAGGCUGGAUCACCGUGUGCGUGGAACUGGACCGCGAGACCACCGAGUUCUACACGUUUGGCGUGGAAGCGAGAGAUCAUGGGGUGCCCGUCAUGUCCUCCUCUGCCAGCGUGAGUGUGACCGUGCUGGACGUGAACGACAACGUCCCCACGUUCACGCAGAAAGUGUACUCUCUGAAGAUCAACGAGGACGCAGUGGUGGGGACCAGCGUGGUGACCGUGAUGGCUAUUGACCGGGACGUGAACAGUGUGGUGACCUAUCAGAUUUCCAGUGGGAACACGAGGAACAGGUUCGCCAUCAUCAGCCAGAGCGGCGGCGGCCUCAUCUCACUGGCCCUGCCCCUCGACUACAAGCAGGAGCGGCAGUACGUCUUGACCGUGACGGCGUCUGACGGCACGCGCCAAGACACAGCGCAAGUGUUCAUCAACGUCACGGAUGCAAACACUCACCGGCCCGUGUUUCAGAGCGCAAACUACCAAGUCCUGGUCAGUGAGGACCGGCCUGUGGGCUCCACGGUGGUCGUGAUCAGCGCCACGGACGAGGACACGGGGGAGAACGCUCGCAUCACCUACGUCAUGGAGGACAACGUGCCGCAGUUUAAGAUCCACCCGGACACAGGGGCCAUCACCACCCUGACAGAGAUUGACUAUGAAGACCAGGCGUCUUACACACUGGCCAUCAUUGCUCGGGACAACGGCAUUCCCCAGAAGUCGGACACAACCUAUGUGGAGAUCAUUGUGCUGGACGCCAAUGACAACGCGCCACAGUUUGUGCGGGACCUGUACCAGGGCACGGUGUUAGAGGAUGCUCCCGUUUACACUAGUGUUCUCCAGGUGUCUGCCUCAGACAGGGACUCGGGGUCCAAUGGGAGGGUCAGCUACACCUUCCAGGGUGGAGAGGAUGGAGAUGGAGAUUUCUUCAUUGAGCCUUACUCGGGUAUCAUCCGAACGGCACGCAAGCUGGACAGAGAGAACGUGCCUGUGUACAGCCUGAAAGCCUUCGCUGUGGAUAAAGGAGUUCCACCCCUGAAGGCAGCUGUGGACGUGCAGAUAUCAGUGCAGGACAUUAAUGACAACGCACCCGUGUUUGAGAAAGACGAGUUGUUCAUUUUCGUGAAGGAAAACAGUCCUGUGGGGUCCACAGUGGCGCGGAUCACAGCCACAGAUCCUGACGAGGGGACAAACGCCCAGAUCCUGUACCAGAUCGUGGAGGGGAAUGUCCCAGAGGUGUUUCAGCUGGACAUAUUCAGCGGAGAUCUGAUUGCGCUGACCGAUCUGGAUUAUGAAUCCAAGAUGGAGUACGUGAUCGUGGUGCAGGCCACCUCUGCGCCUCUCGUAAGCCGGGCCAUCGUGCACAUCCGUCUGCUGGACAUCAACGACAACACCCCCGUGCUGCAGAACUUCGAGAUCAUUUUCAACAACUACGUCACCAACAAGUCCAACAGUUUCCCCUCGGGAGUUAUCGGAAGGGUCCCGGCGCACGACCCCGACGUGUCCGACAAGCUGCUCUACACAUUUGUGGAGGGGAAUGAGCUGAGUCUGCUGCUUCUAGACCAGGCCACCGGGGAGCUCAAGCUGAGCAGAGAUCUGGACAACAAUCGGCCUCUGGAGGCCACCAUGCAGGUGUCGGUGACGGAUGGACUCCACAGCAUCAGUGCCCAGUGCACACUGCGCGUCACCAUCAUCAGCGACGCCAUGCUGACCAGCAGCAUCACCGUGCGCCUGGAGAACAUGUCCCAGGAGCGCUUCCUGUCUCCGCUGCUGUCGCUCUUCGCCCGCGGUGUGGCCGCCAUCCUGUCCACGGGCCCCGACGCCGUCUUCAUCUUCAACGUCCAGAACGACACGGACGUGGCGCACGCCGGCGCCACCAUCCUCAACGUCACCUUCUCGGCCCUGCUGCCCGGCGGAUCUGGACGCUUCUUCCCGUCCGAGGAGCUCCAGGAGCGCGUGUACCUGAACCGCACGCUGCUGCGUCAGCUGUCCGGUCAGCGCGUGCUGCCCUUCGAUGACAACGUGUGCCUGCGCGAGCCCUGCCAGAACUACAUGAAGUGCGUGGCGGUGCUGCGCUUCGACAGCUCAGCGGCCUUCAUCUCGUCCCACACCGUCCUCUUCCGGCCCAUCCACCCCGUGGCCGGACUACGCUGCCGCUGCCCCGACGGCUUCACGGGCGACUACUGCGAGACGGAGAUCGACCUCUGCUACUCGGGGCCGUGCCAGAACAGCGGACGCUGCAUCAGCCGCGAGGGCGGCUACACCUGCGAGUGUCCGGCCGACUUCACAGGUGAGCGCUGCGAAGUGAACGCGCGGUCAGGCCGCUGCGUGCCGGGCGUGUGCAAGAAUGGCGGCCGCUGCGUGGAUCUGCUGGUGGGCGGCUUUAUGUGCCAGUGCCCCGAGGGGGAGUACGAGAAGCCCUACUGCGAGAUGACCACACGCAACUUCCCUGGCCAGUCCUUCAUCACCUUCCGAGGCCUGAAACAGCGCUUCCACUUCACCGUGUCUCUCAUGUUUGCCACUCGGGAGAGGAAUGCCCUGCUGCUGUACAAUGGGAGGUUCAACGAGAAGCACGACUUCAUCGCCUUGGAGAUCUCCGAGGAGCAGAUCCAGUUGACCUUCUCUGCCGGAGAAACUAAAACAUCCGUGUCUCCAUUCAUCCCUGGAGGGGUCAGCGAUGGUCAGUGGCACAUUGUCCAGUUGCACUACUACAACAAGCCCAACAUCGGGCGACUCGGCACCCCCCAUGGACCCUCAGGGGAGAAGGUGGCUGUGGUUGCCGUUGACAACUGUGACGUUGCCAUGUCGGUGCGUUUUGGGGGCCAGAUCGGAAACUACAGCUGUGCGGCUCAGGGCACUCAGACUGGACAGAAGAAGUCUCUGGACCUGACAGGACCCCUGCUGCUGGGCGGGGUGCCCAACCUUCCAGAGGACUUCCCCGUGCGCAGCCGCGACUUCGUAGGCUGCAUGAGGAACCUGACCAUCGACAGCAAGCCCAUGGACAUGGCCAGCUUUAUCGCCAACAACGGCACCACUGCAGGCUGUGAUGCCAGAAGAGACUUCUGCUCGAAUAGCGCGUGUCAGAACGGAGGACUGUGCGUGAACAAGUGGAACACACACUCCUGCAGUUGCCCGCUGGGCUACGGAGGAAAGAACUGUGAACAUGUCAUGCCCUCCCCUCAGCACUUUGACGGACACGCUCUGGUGUCUUGGACCGACCCGGACAUCACCAUCGCCGUGCCCUGGUACAUGAGCCUGAUGUUCCGCACCCGCAAGGGCACGGGCACUCUGGUGCAGGCCAACGCCGGGGACUUCUCCAAAAUCGUUCUGCUGAUCAGCAACCGGCACGUCCGCUUCCAGGUCUUCCUGGGGGUGACCCGGGUGGCUCUGCUGGACCUGUCCAAGGUCCGUGUGAAUGACGGGGAGUGGCAUCACCUUCUCAUGGAGCUGAAGAGUAUCAAAGACGGGAAGGACAUCAAGUACAUGGCUCUGGUGUCUCUAGACUACGCCAUGUUUCAGCGGACCGUAGAGAUUGGGAACGAGCUGCCAGGCCUGCGGCUGAAGAGUCUGUACGUAGGAGGCAUCCUCAAGAAAGACGGUUCCGUGCAGAACGGGUUCCAUGGUUGCAUACAGGGCGUGAGAAUGGGAGAGACCGCCACCAACACGGCCAACAUCAACAUGCGGCAGGCCCUGCGUCUGCGUGUGGAGGAGGGCUGUGAGGUGCCCGACGCCUGCCAGGCCUCCGCCUGCCCACUGCACAGCCGCUGCAGGGACACCUGGGGCUCCCACUCCUGCGUCUGCCAGCCAGGCUACUUCGGGCGGGACUGUGUGGACGCAUGCCUACUGAACCCCUGUGAGCACUCGUCCUCCUGCGUGCGCCGGCCUGCCGACCCCCGCGGCUACAGCUGUGAGUGCGGCCAAGACUCUUACGGCCAGUACUGCCAGAACAAAGCAGAGCAGCCGUGUGCCCGUGGCUGGUGGGGUAACCCCGUGUGCGGCCCAUGCAAGUGUGACGCCAGCAAAGGAUUCCACCGGGACUGCAACAAAACCACCGGAGAGUGCCGCUGUAAGGAUAACUAUUAUCGGCAGCUGGGCAGCGACACCUGUUUGCCCUGCGACUGCUUCCCUCUGGGAGCGCACGCCCGCACCUGUGACCCUCUCACGGGGCAGUGCGCCUGCAAGACUGGCGUGGUGGGCCGCCAGUGCAACCGCUGUGACAACCCCUUCGCUGAGGUGACGCCCAACGGAUGCGUGGUGGUUUACGACGGGUGCCCCAAGGCCUUCGAUGCGGGUAUCUGGUGGCCCAAGACGGCAUUCGGACGCCCCGUGGCCAUUAAUUGCCCCAAAGGAUCCACAGGGACGGCAAUCCGGCACUGCAGCGAUGAGAAGGGAUGGCUGCCGCCACAGCUCUUCAACUGCACCUCCACCUCAUUCGCCCAGCUCAAGAGAGAGAAUGAGGAGCUGCGGGGGAACGUGUCCAUGCUGGAUGCUGAGAGGUCCAGGAGCCUCGCUGACCAGCUGCGCUCCGCCACCGACCAGACCCCACAUCUCUACGGCAACGACGUCAAGAUGGCCUACCGGCUGCUGGCCCUGGUGCUGCAGAGGGAGAGCCAACAGCAGGGCUUUGAGCUGACCGCCACACACGACACGCUCUUCAACGAGAAUGUCUUCAAAGCUGGCAGCGCUAUUCUUGACCCGGUUAACAAAGAGCAUUGGGAUCAGAUCCAACACUUGGAGGGGGGCUCCGCUGUUUUGCUGCGAGGCUUCGAGGACUACGCCAACACCAUGGCCCUGAACAUGAAGAAGACCUACCUGAAGCCCUUCACUGUUGUAACUGAAAACAUGAUUGUGUCUGUGGACUAUGUGGAUGCCUCUGGCUUAGACGUGAGGAAGAUGCCUCGUUUCCAUGAGAUUCAGGAGGCCUACUCUAGAGAGCUGGAGUCCUCGGUCCUCUUCCCAGACCUGUCCCCCAGCAGACCAGCAGAGCACAAAGUGUUGGUCACUGAAGAGCCUCCUGUAGAGAGCAGCCCUGGGCAGGACAAUAUAGACCCCACAGUCCAAACAGAGUCUCCUGAUGCCAUUGUGCCAUCUGUGAAAAAAAGACGCCACACCGAGAUGGAUGACCCUCCCCUUGUUGCCGUGGUGAUUGUCCACAAAUCUCUCGGCCAGCUCUUGCCGGAGAGCUACGACACCGAUCGCCGGAGUUUGAGGCUGCCCAACCGGCCGGUCAUCAACACCCCUAUUGUGAGCAUGGCCAUGCACAGGGAUGGGGAGCCCCUAGUGGCCACUCUGGAGCGCCGCAUCACCGUGCACCAUCGGCUUCUGGUGUCGACAGAGAGGACCAAGCCCCAGUGUGUGUACUGGAACCACAGCAUUGGGGUCUCGGGUGCAGGCGCCUGGUCCUCUAAAGGCUGUGAGAUGGUCUUCAGGAACAGCAGCCACAUCAGCUGCCAGUGCAACCACAUGAGCAGCUUUGCUGUGCUCAUGGAUAUCUCCAAGAGAGAGCAUGGGGAUGUGCUGCCCCUGAAGGUGGUCACCUACACCACGGUGUCGGCUUCGCUGGUGGCCCUCCUCAUCACCUUCCUCCUGCUGGCCAUCCUGCGGAGGCUGCGCUCCAACCUGCACAGCAUCCACAAGAGUCUGGUGGCAGCCAUUUUUCUUUCCGAACUCAUCUUCCUCAUGGGCAUCAACCAGACCGACAGUCCGUUUGUGUGCACGGUGGUGGCCAUUCUUCUGCAUUACUCCUACAUGUGCACGUUUGCCUGGAUGUUUGUGGAGGGUCUGCACAUCUACCGCAUGCUAACCGAGAUGCGUAACAUCAACCAGGGACACAUGCGCUUCUACUACGCCAUCGGCUGGGGCAUCCCCGCCAUCAUUACAGGGUUGGCAGUGGGCCUGGACCCCCAGGGCUAUGGGAAUCCAGACUUCUGCUGGCUGUCAGUCCAUGACACCCUCAUAUGGAGCAUCGCCGGGCCCAUAGCUGUUGUAGUGCUGAUCAACAUUGUAAUAUUUGUGCUGGCUGCCAAAGCGUCUUGUAGGCGGAACCAGCGCACCUUUGAGAAGUCUGGAGCAGUAUGUGCACUGCGUGUGGCCUUCCUGCUGCUGCUGCUCAUGAGCGCCACCUGGCUGUUGGGCCUCAUGGCCGUCAACAGUGACGUGCUGACCUUCCACUACCUCUUCGGCAUCCUCAGCUGCCUGCAGGGUAUCUGCACCUUCUUCUUCCACUGCAUAUUCAACAGAGACGUGCGAAAGAACCUAAAGGAUGUCUUCACUGGGAAGAAACUCCAGGUGGAGGAGUCGAGCACAACCAGGGCCACCCUUCUGACUCGCUCUCUGAAUGGUAAUACGUACAUAGAGGACGGAGCUUUGUAUAGGACUCCUAUCGGAGAGUCCACUGUGUCUUUGGAGAGCAAAUUCAGGUCCAAGAGUCACAGCAGCAGCUACCUCGCCUUCACACUCAGGGAAGACUCGGCCCAGAAACGAGGUGGAUCCCAGGGCACCUCGGCCAAAGGAGGUCCCGACGAAGGCGACUCAUCCCUCUUCUACCGCAAGAGCAAAAAGGGUGUUGAUUCUGAUUCUGACAGCGAGUUGUCUGUGGAUGAGCACAGUAGCUCCUACGCCUCCUCCCACUCCUCAGACAGUGAGGCCGAGGACAUGAGCCCCAAGCCCAAGUGGAACAACGAGAGAACCCCAAUGCACAGCACCCCCAAAGUGGAUACAGUGUCCAAUCAGAUGAAGCCUUACUGGCCCGUGGAGCCCCCCACAGCCAGUGAGAGGGAAGAUACUAGUGGGGGGGAGGAGCUGCGCGUGGAGACCAAGGUGAACGUGGAGCUGCAUCAGGAGUACAAGCUGAACCACAACGGAGACGCACCGCAGGAGAAGCUCAGCCCAGCCAGCCAACCCAGGAGCAACCGCCAACCGGAACAGAGGAAAGGUAUCCUGAAGAACAAGAUCACCUACCCCCCUCCAUUAACAGACAAGAACAUGAAGAACAGACUAAGGGAGAAGCUCAGUGACUACAACUCCUCCACGACUCCCUCCAAAACGCCGUCCAUCGACUCCACCGAGGGCAUCCGCUCCAUCACGGGGGGCAUCCGCUCCAUCAUCAAACCCCCGCCCAGGCUGCCCGUGCCCCCUCGCAACGGCCUCACCGUGGAGCUGGGCACAGAGCUGGAGCCCGUGAACGGCGGAGACGGAGAUGGAGAUGGGUCAGAUUCAGAUGGAAGCAAUGAGACCUCUAUCUGAAGAGUCCAUGCAGAUCUCUGUCGUUCCAAGAAGGAUCCACAGUGUCUCCCAUGAGGUUGCGGAGACAGGACUCUACAGGAGCCUGUGGGGGACUAAACUCUACCUGUGGUCCUGGCCAAACACAGCACUUCACUCGUGUGGAGGACAGUCUGCAUGGCUGUGGUCCUCACCCUGGCCUGAGGAGAAAAGGGAAGAAUGUACAGCAAAGUAAGUGCCACUGAUCAAGACGAGGACUCCAUUUGGGUGACUGAGCCCUGCACACACCUGUGACCUGAGACCUAUCGCGUGCCAAGCACAACGCAAUGUGAAAUGGCCAAGACUUGACUUGACGCAAUGUGAAAUGGCCAAGACUUGACUUGACGUGACGCAAUGUGAAAUGGCCAUGGACAAGACUUGCGGGGCCUAUUGAGCUCUUUGGAGGUCCGCUCUGAGAGAGCUCAAGCAUGGUGUUCAUUCAGUGGCCCCUCUUCUGAGAGAGCUCAAGCACGGUAUUCAUUCAGUGGCCCCUCUUCCAGCAUCUAGUCUUCACUAGUGAAGGCAGGCAAGUUUACGCUCAUAAAGUCAAGAAGUCAGCACAAUAUGGACCUUGUUGACCUUGUUGUUAAGUCUCAAAAUAAGUACCUUUUGCUUGUUGUUGUAGAUAUUUUGUACUUUAAUUGAUUUAUAGUUGGAAUAAACAUUUGUAAAUUGUAAUUAGUUUUUUUAAACCCAUAUUGUAUUUCUGUUUAAAUGUGUUAUUUGUUGUUUUUUUUACAGUCCAAGACAUUUUUUGGUAGAACACAGAUGAUAAAUGUGGUGCCUAUUUUCACGUCGUACUAUCAGUCCCUCUUGAGAAGACCGAAUAGUUAGGAAGGUAAAGUUAGUUACAGUAAUCAGUUAAACAUAACCAUGCACAGCACAUUUAAUCCAAAUGUGUCUUUGGCAGGACUAUUCAAAUAGUGAUUUGCAUUUAAUGUGUUCAUAUCUGGUCAUGUUUGAAUUCUUAUUUAUUUAUGUUGUAUAUGUGACAUGAAGAAGUGCUGAACUUUUUUAUUUUUCUUUCAUCUGAAUAUCAGGACAUUUUCAUAUAAACAUGUAACUGAACAUGCUAAAGAAGCAUCCCACAAGGCUAAAGGAGUGAUUGCAUCAGCAAAAGAACCAAAUGGCACAGUCAAAAAUGUACAUUAUAAACUUGUCAAACUAUUUUUGUAAGCCUAUGGCUAGUUCAGUCCUCAGUAAUUGUAGGAGUCAGCUGCUAGUGAUAGGCCAAGAUUUUUUCAGCAUUCUGUAUUUUGGUAACACAUUUAGAUUAUUUGUGCUCUGUGCUUCUGCAGGCCUUUUUCAAUACAGUGUAGUUUGACUGAAAUAGAUAUUAUACAGAGAAAUAUAAAUUCCCACCUGCCCGAUCCGUUUUUUAAACCCUUAAUCCUGAAGCCUUUUGAAAUGUCAGUGAGUGCCAACGCCGUUAUCUAUUACUGUACCAAUGCUGUUUCAUAAACCACAGUGUUCUUGCUUAAUAGAGACAUUUUUGAAAGCUGAUUCCAACUCCAUUUUUAUCCAUAAAUGCAGUGAUGUAUUAGGUUAAGCCUUGACAAGAUUUAUUAUGAUUAUUAUUACCAUGGAGACAGUGUUAAAAAUGAUUAAGCACACCACGGUGCCUUCGUCAUAUUAAGUCUGCCGCUGAAAGUGCUUUCUUCUGAUCAAGCACCCCAAAAGGAGUUAAAUCCUCCCUAGUAGAGAUCCCUAGAUUAGUAGAGCUCCCUAGAUUAGUAGAGCUCCCUAGAUUAGUAGAGCUGCAUUUCCUGCUGUCUCGCAUCUCCAGUCAAAUGUGCUAGCCAAUCCCCAGAUGUACUGCCAAACCAAUAUGCUUCUUAGCACUCUUCUCACCUAAUACACAAGCUUACAUCAACAUCUAUGUAUCAGAAAAAUCACUUCAGAUGAGUAGGUAAGGGCAAGACCUCUGGGGCUACAGCCCAGGAUAUGGCCAUGAUGAUAUGAAAAUGUAUCCAUACUCAAACAUCACACUUUUCUGAAGUCAUUGUUGAUAUUGUUACUUGGAUCACAAUUUUUAUAUUUCAGACCAUGUAUGACUGCAGACACUGGAGAAAUACAAUACAUGUAAUAAAAAACUAUUUAUUGUUUUGUCUUUAGACACUGGAAGGAACACCACUGUAAAAUAAAAUGGCAAACGUCUUUUCUUUAA
Alosa sapidissima (American shad) is the source of this 11460-nucleotide messenger RNA. It is a transcript of the gene celsr1b, whose product is annotated as cadherin EGF LAG seven-pass G-type receptor 1b. Gene Ontology annotation, biological process: G protein-coupled receptor signaling pathway; homophilic cell-cell adhesion; cell surface receptor signaling pathway. The record is from RefSeq and is a predicted model, not a curated record. The transcript has 35 exons. Gene Ontology annotation, cellular component: plasma membrane. Gene Ontology annotation, molecular function: calcium ion binding; G protein-coupled receptor activity. The coding region runs from base 159 to 9278 and encodes 3039 amino acids. Lineage: Eukaryota; Metazoa; Chordata; Actinopteri; Clupeiformes; Clupeidae.